Molecule: messenger RNA, 2155 nt
Organism: Drosophila ficusphila
Lineage: Eukaryota; Metazoa; Arthropoda; Insecta; Diptera; Drosophilidae
Product: acyl-CoA Delta-9 desaturase
Exons: 5
Coding region: 342-1571 (409 amino acids)
Biological process (GO): unsaturated fatty acid biosynthetic process
Cellular component (GO): endoplasmic reticulum membrane
Molecular function (GO): iron ion binding; stearoyl-CoA 9-desaturase activity
Source: RefSeq, a predicted model, not a curated record
UCUCUCAACUCGAUCAGCGUCUCGACGUCUAACGAUCGAUCGCGGUACUGUGCGAAUUCUUUGAACUAGGCGCUUAAAAAGCACUGCCAUUCGCUCCGAUCCCUCAUACGCCGUGCAUUCAUCGCGACUCGUGGACGUGCUCCGUGUGAAGUGGCUACAAACAAAAAGCGCUAAAUAGCAGUCUCGACUACCCAACGAAUCGUCCUUAUCGAGGACAUUCGAAACGAACUCUCGUGCUAACAGUGAUCUAGUGUGUUGUCUAGUGCGAACCGAACUCAGCGGAUUUUGAGUGUUCCCCUUGGAUUUUCCACUACUCGAAUUUCGCAACUCAAUCCUUAAAGAUGUCGCCCAACAUAAUAGGCAGCACCUUCAUAUUGGCCGAGACAGCGAUUGCCGAUGGUAACAACAACAAGAUGGCCGCCACACCCGCCGCUUCUGCCGCCCCCGCCCCCGCGGCCACGCCCACGCAGAAGGUAGCCAAGAAGACGGAGGUGAAAACCCCGGAGAACAAGCCCUACGAAAUGGAGAUCGUGUGGCGAAACGUGGGUCUCUUCGUCAUCCUCCACUCGAUGGCUCUUUACGGACUUUACUUGGUGUUUGCGGAGAGUGCCUACUUGGAGCUUUUGCCUGUUUAUGUGACCAUGUUCCUGGGAGGUCUGGGCAUCACUGCUGGAGUGCAUCGCCUGUGGUCCCACAAGGCCUACAAGGCCAAGCUGCCCCUGAGGAUCUUCUUGAUGCUGUGCCAGUCGCUGGCCUUCCAGAACAGCAUCUGGGAGUGGACCCGCGACCACCGCGUGCACCACAAGUUCACCGACACACACGCCGAUCCCCACAACUCCCGGCGCGGCUUCUUCUUCGCCCACAUGGGCUGGCUGAUGUGCAAGAAGCACCCCGACGUGACCACCAAGGGCAAGCAGAUCUCCAUGGAGGACAUCGAGCAGGAUCCCGUCGUCAUGUUCCAGAAGAAACUCUACUUCGUUGUGAUGCCCAUCUGCUGCUUCGCCCUUCCGAUGAUCUUCCCCUACUACGUGAUGGGCAGCUCGCUGCGAGUUUGCUUCUUCACCUGCUCGAUGCUCCGCUUCUGCCUGUCGCUCCACUUCACCUGGCUGGUGAACAGCGCCGCCCACUUCUACGGCAUGAAGCCCUACGACGUGAACGUGAGUGCGAUGAACAACAAGCUGGUGUCCACUCUGACAAUCGGUGAGGGAUGGCACAACUACCACCACGUCUUCCCCUGGGACUACAAGGCAGCCGAGCUGGGAACCUACAGCUUCAACUGGACGACGGCCUUCAUCGAUGUGAUGGCUAGGAUUGGACAAGCCUACGACCUGAAGUCCGUGUCCCAGGAGAUGGUCUACAAGCGAGUGCUGCGCACUGGCGAUGGCAGCCACAUCGCCGCCUUGUUGGAUGCGAACAACAACAGCCCCAUCCCGACCAGUGAACUGGUGGCCCACCUAGAUCACGACAAGGAGGAGCACGCUAUCUGGGGAUGGGACGACAAGGACAUUAGCGAGGAGGACCGCAAGUCGGCCAAUGUGGUGAACAAGGAGUCCGAGUGCAAGUUGGAUUAGGGGGAGCGGGGAUCAAACGGGAUUCGCCCAAAUCGAAAACACUUCUUGCUGCCACAUCGGGUCUGCAGUAUUUAAUUAUAUUAAUUGCCCGUUCUCCGCACUGUUUGCAUUAUGAAAAGCGAAGAGGGGAUAUGGUAACCCGGGGGGAGGAUUCCGAUCGUGAGACCCGAAGCGAUGGCAGCAAGGACACCUUAUAUAUCAAUGGCUUCAAUUCCAAAUACAACAAAACAACUCAAAACUAUUCGAGAUUAGUCAAAGCAACUCGUUCGCAGCAACGGAGUGUUAACAAAAAUCAGCAACUUACCUUAUUCCUGAUUCUCUGCGCACUUGUAGUUCGGGGAAAAAUGAACACAUAUGCCAGCCUCUCCCUAUUUCUAUUUCUAUCCCUAUCUCUAUUUUUAUAUAUUAAUAAUUGUAUAUUUACGCAAGAGGUUCUAGAAUUAAGCGUACCUACUAAGAUCUACUUUAAGCAUCGACUUUUAUGUGUGUGUACAUUGUGUUAGUUAUGUAGGUCUAAAAUUGUACAUUUCAGUCCAACUAUUGUUGAAAAUUAUAAAAAAAUUAUAUAAAACUAAAAAAACAAA